GUAAGUAUAUCAAGCAAAGAUCCCUUACAUACGAAGUAUACUCUAUAAAAACCCGUUCACCAAUUAUGAAAAUUGCUAAAUAUUUAAAUAUACGUUACAUUACAAUUGAACAUCAUUAAACUGCGUUUUACCCGAAUCUCGAAAAACUAAUCAUGCCGAAAGCAGUCUAAUGUGACUCUAUGGCCCUUGUGGUUUGAAUCAUCAUGGCAAAGAAAAGGAACCUAUCCGAUCUGGUGGUGGCGUGUGAAUGGGCCGCUUGCACCUUCAAAGGUCGAACCAUGGAGGAGCUGUGCGACCACAUGUCACUUCAUUUAAAGGAGCACCUGGGAGAUGGGGAUGCCAUGGAAGAGCUAGAUGACUUUGCAUGUCUGUGGGAUGGCUGUCAGUUUCUAGCCAUGGGGAGUCCUAGUGAACUGGUUGUGCACGCACACUUCCAUAUCUUCCAUGCAAAGCUCAAGUUUAUUGGAGCGCAGCUGCUUCAGUCCCACCCAGAGUUACCUAGCUGCACCCAGGAUCUGCACAACAACAACUUGAUCCCUGAACUGUCAGAAAGAUUUCUGUGCCAGUGGGAACACUGUGAUAGCACUUUUAAUAAUCCAGAGUGGUUCUACCGCCAUGUGGACAUGCAUGCACACUGCACUGAGAUGCAGCCUCUUGCUGACCAGCAACAGGCACUGUUCUGCAGUUGGAAAGGUUGUGAUGCCUUCUUCAAGAUUAAGUACCGUCUGCGGGAGCACCUGCGCAGUCACACGCAGGAGAGACUGGUUGCAUGCCCCACGUGUGGCUGCAUGUUUUCCAGUAACACGAAGUUUUUUGACCACAUCCACCGGCAAGCAGAGCCAGAAGAAUCCUUUGUGUGUGAGCACUGUGGCAAACGCUUCGCCAACGAGAGGCUUUUGAGAGACCAUGUUCGUCAGCAUGUGAACCACAUUAAGUGUCCUCUGUGUGACAUGACCUGUACUUCUCUGGCAUCCUUGAAGACGCACAUCAAAUUUCGGCACUGUGAUGAACGUCCAUUUUCCUGUGACUUCUGUGAGAGCAGCUUCAAGAAUCAGCAUGACCUGAGGAAGCACAUGGAGACUCACAAUGAGGGAGCUGCUUUUCACUGCAGCGUAGCAGGGUGUGACUACUCCUCUCGUAUGGCCCAUACUAUGAACCAGCACUAUAAGAGGGUGCACGAGGGUGACAUGGUGUCUAAGUACAAAUGCCAUCUGUGUGACAAGAGCUUUUCCUGGUGCUAUACACUGACCCUUCACCUGCGAAAGAAGCAUGACCUCAAGUGGCCCUCUGGACACUCCCGCUUCAGAUACAAAGAAGAUGAGGAUGGGUAUUUGCGGCUGAAUAUGGUGCGUUAUGAGACUGUAGAGGUAACGGAGGAGAUCAUGAAGAAUAUGGCCAAGAAACGGACUCCCCGGAAGGCCUCUGGUUCCAGCAGCCAGGCCAGGCGCCCUGCCCUCCCAGGAGGGAGCUCCCACAACAUGUCUCCUUCCUCAUCCUCCAGUCCUACUGCACCCUCCUCAGAGCUGCCUGCUCCCCAGAGCCCCCGGGACUUCAGCCAGUCAGAGUACUGUCCUCUGACUACAGUCACAGAUCUGGUCAGUGACCCUGACAUCAGCAAGGAUAUGGCUCGGUCUGCUGCCCCCUUUGGGGCCGUAAAGGCCCUAACUGAAGUGGCUCGUGGGCUGGGCAUGGAUGUAGUGUAGCUCAAGGCUUCAGCCUUUGCUGGACAGUCAGCCGCAUUUUCUUAGGGUUGUCAUACAGCAGUGUCCCAGUACGUCUAUGCAUUAGCUUAUAUUGGAUUUCCCCUGACAUGAAUUUAUACCUCUCAUGUAAAUAUACAAAGUACAUUCCAUUAAUAGGAUCAUUUACAAUGACCAUGCCCUAAUUUCAGUUUUACUUUAAUCUUUUUGAAUUGUUUGCCAUGAAGUUUAAAUAGGGUUUGUUUGAAGCGUGAAUGUCACACAUUUCAUUUAGUCCUGUCAAAAGGCUUUUGUUACUUUCACUCUGUGAGGCUAGUAUAUUAAAUGUUGCUGAUUUUGCUGUAAUGCAGGAAAUUUCUUUAGAAUGAUCAAUAGAGGUGGACUUCAUCAGCUGGCAAGAGUGUUCACUUUGGGUCACUGUCAUGUACUGCUUAUCAAGUUGUCAUGUAUUUUCCCUUUGUUUAAUUCCCAUACUUAUUUUAUUAAUAAAUAGUUUUAAUGUUUCCAUAA
This is a messenger RNA of Brienomyrus brachyistius, 2210 nucleotides long. RefSeq lists its product as uncharacterized. Gene Ontology annotation, molecular function: RNA polymerase II cis-regulatory region sequence-specific DNA binding; DNA-binding transcription factor activity, RNA polymerase II-specific. NCBI's taxonomy places the organism in Eukaryota, Metazoa, Chordata, Actinopteri, Osteoglossiformes, Mormyridae. The record is from RefSeq and is a predicted model, not a curated record. Bases 204 to 1703 code for a protein of 499 amino acids. Gene Ontology annotation, biological process: anatomical structure development; regulation of transcription by RNA polymerase II. The transcript is spliced from 10 exons.